Molecule: messenger RNA, 1034 nt
Organism: Trichechus manatus latirostris (Florida manatee)
Lineage: Eukaryota; Metazoa; Chordata; Mammalia; Sirenia; Trichechidae
Gene: RASD2
Product: RASD family member 2
Exons: 3
Coding region: 115-915 (266 amino acids)
Biological process (GO): signal transduction
Molecular function (GO): GTPase activity; GTP binding; G-protein beta-subunit binding
Source: RefSeq, a predicted model, not a curated record
ACUCGAGGAGACUCAGCGGCUGGAGCGGCAGGCGGUUCCCCGCACCUCCAGGCGCUUCCUGGCAGUCCUCCGAGCCGUGCCAGAGGCCUGGCCCGCUAUUCCCAGCCCCGAGCCAUGAUGAAGACCUUGUCCAGCGGAAACUGCACGUUCAGCGUGCCCGCCAAAAACUCGUACCGCAUGGUAGUGCUGGGCGCCUCACGGGUGGGCAAGAGCUCCAUCGUCUCUCGCUUCCUCAACGGCCGCUUCGAGGACCAGUACACGCCCACCAUCGAGGACUUCCACCGCAAGGUCUAUAACAUCCGCGGUGACAUGUACCAGCUAGACAUACUGGACACCUCCGGCAACCACCCCUUCCCCGCCAUGCGCAGGCUCUCCAUCCUCACAGGUGACGUCUUCAUCCUGGUUUUCAGCCUGGAUAGCCGGGAGUCCUUUGACGAGGUCAAGCGCCUCCAGAAGCAGAUCCUGGAGGUCAAGUCCUGCCUGAAGAACAAGACCAAGGAGGCGGCUGAGCUGCCCAUGGUCAUCUGCGGGAACAAGAACGACCACAGCGAGCUCUGCCGCCAGGUGCCCGCCACCGAGGCCGAGCUGCUGGUGUCGGGCGAUGAGAACUGCGCCUACUUCGAGGUGUCAGCCAAGAAGAACACCAACGUGGACGAGAUGUUCUACGUGCUCUUCAGCAUGGCCAAGCUGCCUCACGAGAUGAGCCCCGCCUUGCACCGGAAGAUCUCGGUGCAGUAUGGCGAGGCCUUCCACCCCAGGCCCUUCUGCAUGCGCCGCGUAAAGGAUAUGGACGCCUAUGGCAUGGUCUCGCCCUUUGCCCGCCGCCCCAGCGUCAACAGUGACCUCAAGUACAUCAAGGCCAAGGUCCUGCGGGAGGGCCAGGCCCGCGAGAGGGACAAAUGCAUCAUCCAGUAGUGGGAGGGACACUGGGGUGGCCUUGGGCACUGCCUUAAGGGAGGUGGCCCCAGAUACCUGCCACCUGCAUCCCCAGCAGGGAGACCCCAGCAGCAGUCUUGUCUGAGGACCUUUGGCAC